This is a messenger RNA of Penicillium crustosum, 1404 nucleotides long. RefSeq lists its product as uncharacterized. The transcript is spliced from 5 exons. Bases 1 to 1404 code for a protein of 467 amino acids. NCBI's taxonomy places the organism in Eukaryota, Fungi, Ascomycota, Eurotiomycetes, Eurotiales, Aspergillaceae. Gene Ontology annotation, molecular function: oxidoreductase activity, acting on the aldehyde or oxo group of donors, NAD or NADP as acceptor. The record is from RefSeq and is a predicted model, not a curated record.
AUGGCUGCUUCCCUUCGAGCUGUUCGUGAGGCUGUCCUCGAUGGCCGCAUGCACAACAUAGUCACUCGCCGAACCCAGCUGGAGGCCGUUCAGCAAACACUGCUUGAAAAAGCCGACGCCAUUCAGGACGCCAUCCUCGCUGACACCAGUUAUGUCGCCUCCGAGGCCGCCGUGGAGUAUCUCCUCACACUAAACACCUUAAAGGAGUACCAUAAGUCUUUGAACAUCGACCGCGCACUCCAGGAAGAGUAUGCUAUUGCAAGAGGGGAGGAUGCUGCCAACCGACGGGACCCCGUGGGAAUUGUAUACAUUGUUCCAACAAGGUAUACAGUCUUCUACUCGGUCCUAGUCGCUGUCGCUGGCGCAAUUACUGCUGGUAAUUGCAUCGUUAUUGAACUGUCCAACUCUCUUCAAGCCCUUCCUGCGUUGAUCAAGAAGCUUCUGGAGUCGUCGCUUGAUCCCAGGACAAUCGCAUUUGUCUCGACUCCAGCAACGGACGAGGAUCUCGGAGCGCAACAUAUGCGGCUUCAUCAAGAUAACCACCUACCCGGGAAGGUAGUGGCUGUUGUGGAUCGCACAGCAAACAUCAACCAAGCAGCUGAGGCACUCGUAGCAGCUCGGUUCAGCUUCGGUGGCCGGUCACCCUACGCGCCCGACCUAGUCCUUGUCAAUGAAUACAUCAAGGAAGCGUUCCUAAUGGCCUUGGUGCAGGCAAGCGUGUCCUUUCUGCCGAGCGCAGGUGCAAUCCAAUCAGACGAGGGACAGCAAGGAAAAGAAGACCAAGGGGAAAGAGGGGGACUACGGAUCGUAUCAUCGCUGGGCAGAGGCAAAAUUGUGGACGCAGACAAACUAGAUCCCAAAGCGCUACCGGGUAAGCCUACUGAUGGCCGGUUGUUGGUGCAUACCGUGCGCUCGUUAGACCAUGCCAUCGAUUUGUCAAAUAUGGUCGGAAACCUUCGCGGAGCGUACGUCUUCGCUCACGAGAAGUCUGCCAAAUAUUUGGCGCAGUUCAUUAACGCGGAUGUCUCGUUUGUCAAUCACAUCCCUGUGGAAGUCCUGGUGGGACCGACUCCCCCCAAACAAGUGGCCUUCGACCGAUCAAUGCGAUAUCCUACCACGAUCUUCUCUGUUCCUCGCCCACAGUAUAUCAGCCCUACUCUGCUGUCGCAAUCAGUCGCAGAUAUUCUACGUAUCAAAUCAGCCUCAGCCUUGCGGAGUACACUGGUUUUGCAGUCGAGUGAACUGGUCUCCCCAACUCAGCGGCCCCUGGGUGGAGGCGUAGGGUUCUUUGAGCAAGGUAUUCUGACAGGGCUGGGUUUGUUCUCGAUCCCGAUACUCGCGGGGGUGAGUGCUCUGGGUUAUUGGACGUGGACUGUGGUGCAAAGGCAUGGAUCUCGCAUCUAA